AUUCAUUUGCAAACGAACAAAAGGCAGGGUCCAAAAAAACUGAAGACAACAUAGAGACAAUCCUCCAACGCCGCUGAGGCUGAGACUUUGCAAUCUUGGAGAGCUCCCAGGGAGAAGAUAUAUCGGAAUAGUACUUCAUUCCCACCCCACCCCGCAAUACAGGCAUGAUGGGAGGUAACCUGGAGUCACCAAUAGCAGCAUGCCAAGUAAAUCCUUGGGACUAAGAAGCCCCACCUAGCGCUCAAAUGGAAAUGCCAUUCCCCUCUGUUCCACAACCACUAUUUUUCUGUCCAAUGACAGUUGUUGUACAGGACUGCACAAACCACCCCACCAAAACGACCGUCACUUCUAUUCCUAUGAAACUCCCCGUCCCCACCGGUUAUCAUCCAUAUUGCAGCAAAGUUCAAACGCUCCCACUCAUACCGGCGAUAAAGCCCACCUUCCCAAGAUCCGGGUGGGCUCGCAUGGAUUCCACGGUCCGCCGUAAUCGCACCAAGCACAAGGUCGUCGUUAUCAUGGGAGCCACCGGCACCGGAAAAUCCAAACUCUCCAUCGAUCUCGCCACACGCUUCCCCGCCGAGAUCAUCAACUCUGACAAAAUACAAAUCUACAGUGGCCUUGACAUCACCACUAACAAGAUCCAAAUGCACGAGCGACAAGGUGUACCCCACCACCUGCUCGGAGAUUUCGACUCCUCCCACGCUGAGAUAACCCCUUCCCAGUUCCGCUCGGUGGCUGCCGCUGCUAUCUCAGACAUCUCUUCUCGCCGCAAACUGCCAGUCCUCGCUGGUGGGUCCAAUUCCUUUAUUCACGCACUCCUCGUCGACCGGUUUGACUCCGAGUCUGACCCCUUCAAUGGUUCGGACUCGGUCUCCACCGAAUUACGUUACCGCUGUUGUUUCCUAUGGGUUGACGUUUCAUUUGCUGUUCUCUCCGACUACUUGUCGAAGCGAGUCGAUGAAAUGCUUGGCUCAGGGAUGCUUGAAGAGUUAGCUAAGUUCUACGACCCGGAUGAAGACGAGUCUAGACCCAAAACUGGGUUGAGAAAAGCGAUAGGAGUCCCCGAGUUCGACAGGCAUUUCCGAAAGUACCCUCCCGUCGACCAAGGAAUAAUCGCUGGAAAUCCCAAGAAGAAGAAGGAUGAUCCAGAAAUGGAAAGUUUUGAAGAGGCAGUGAAGGCCAUCAAGGACAACACGUGUCAUCUAGCGAAGAAGCAGAUAGAGAAGAUCCUACGGAUGAGGGGAGCCGGGUGGGACCUCAAGAGACUGGACGCCACAGAGGCGUUCAGGGUGCUGCUGUCGUCAGAUUCCGGCAAGAAGUCGUCAGAAAUAUGGGAGAAGCAGGUAGUGGAACCGAGCGUGAAGUUUGUGAGGCGCUUCUUAGAGGAGUAGGUUGUUCAGCUUUUUCUACCCGUCCUGUUUUCCUAUGAUCCAAAAUUAGUUACCUAAAUUACUUUGAUUUUCCCCACUUUUUUGUCCCUCUCUAUUUGAAAAAAAAAACCUUAACAAAAUAAAAAGGUUUACUUACAUAAUGGGUUGGAAUUUGGGAACCAGAGCUGCGACCAUGGUUGGCCCAGAGGGCGAGUAAUUUCGGGGACGCUGGGUUGGGGAGGGGAAGGUUUGCUUUGAAAAAAAAGGAAAGCAGGUGAUAUUUUGUCAAGGCUGAGAAUUCUAUGCAUGUUUGGUUCAUGUUUAGGAGUUUUGAGAGUGUUGUGGAUCACAUUUGGAGUGUGAAAAUGUUUGUACGACUUCUUUGUGGGUCAUGACUCAUGAGGCACAAAAGUGUACUUUUUCUUUGGAGUUUGAAUGUCGAAAACGGAUUGAGUCACUCUGGGGCAUGGUCAGGAUGGACGGCACCCUCCCUCAAGUAGCAAGUUUGUAAAAUGUUAAGCUCCCUCAAAAAAAUUUUAACGUC
Messenger RNA from Vitis riparia (riverbank grape), 1914 nucleotides. RefSeq names its product adenylate isopentenyltransferase-like. NCBI's taxonomy places the organism in Eukaryota, Viridiplantae, Streptophyta, Magnoliopsida, Vitales, Vitaceae. Gene Ontology annotation, biological process: tRNA modification; cytokinin biosynthetic process. Gene Ontology annotation, molecular function: AMP dimethylallyltransferase activity; tRNA dimethylallyltransferase activity. Gene Ontology annotation, cellular component: mitochondrion. Bases 246 to 1391 code for a protein of 381 amino acids. The transcript has 2 exons. The record is from RefSeq and is a predicted model, not a curated record.